Molecule: messenger RNA, 2886 nt
Organism: Carica papaya (papaya)
Lineage: Eukaryota; Viridiplantae; Streptophyta; Magnoliopsida; Brassicales; Caricaceae
Source: RefSeq, a predicted model, not a curated record
UUUUUCCAUUUCUUACGCACCAGCUCCUCAUCCCCUGAUUUUCUCUUUUCCUUUUUUAAGUACAAAUCCGUUUGCUUUACCAAUUUUUUUUUUUUUUUUUUUCACUUUCCAUUACACAAUCUCAACAACGAACCUGAAUUAAUUCUCUUCCUUCUUCUUCCCCCUCCCCCUCCUUUUUUUUUUUUUUGUCAAAUUUUUUAAUUUGCUGAGUGUUUGGGAUUGAUGAAAAGGAUGAUGGUACUGGGGAGUUGGGUGGUACUCGGAUUUGUGUGACAAUGAUGGAAUCGCGUGGCAUGGAAUUUGGGGUUAUGAAUUUCUCAGCUGGUUCAUUGCCUCCAAACAACACCAUAGUCGGAUGCCGAUCCCAUUUGCGAUCGGCAUUCGAUUCCUUCUACAUUGCCUCCGAAGCUUUCUCCAAGCCACGUCGCCGUUUCGCUCUCGUCAGGGACCAAAACCAGCCAUCGCUUUGAUCCCCCAAUCUCAACAACUUUUACCUCAUAAAAAAACACUUGGUUCUACUUUUUACCUUGUCUUUUUGGUAGCUGUUUGGUUCUUGGCAGGAAUGAAUCCCGCGCCUGGAAUGGUGUUGUUGCCUUUGAAAACUGCAUCCUUUGGGAUAACGGAUUCGCUUGAUCCUGGAUCUGAUUAUGUAGAAAAAGAUCCUACUGGUCGAUAUGUUCGGUUCGACGAGGUCUUGGGCAGGGGUGCUUUUAAGACUGUUUUUAAGGGUUUUGAUGAAGUGGAUGGAAUAGAAGUAGCUUGGAACCAAGUAAGGAUUGACGAUGUCUUGCGGUCGCCAGAAGAUUUAGAAAAAUUAUAUUCCGAGGUUCAUCUCCUAAGAUCAUUGAAACAUGAAAAUAUCAUUAAAUUUUAUAGUUCCUGGGUAGAUGAUAAGAAGAAAACUGUCAACAUGAUCACUGAGCUCUUCACAUCUGGAAGUCUGAGGCUAUACCGUAAGAAACACAAGAAUGUGGAUAUGAAGGCCAUAAAGAAUUGGGCGAGGCAGAUUCUUCGAGGCUUAGUCUAUCUCCAUAGUCACAAUCCACCCAUUAUUCAUAGGGACUUAAAGUGCGAUAAUGUUUUUGUUAAUGGAAAUAAUGGAGAAGUUAAAAUUGGAGAUUUAGGACUAGCAAUUGUCAUGCAGCAGCCUACUGCUCGAAGUGUUAUUGGUACUCCUGAAUUCAUGGCACCAGAGCUUUAUGAAGAGGAAUAUAAUGAACUCGUUGAUGUUUAUUCUUUCGGAAUGUGCAUGUUGGAGAUGGUUACCGUUCAGUAUCCUUACAGUGAAUGCAAAAAUCCAGCCCAAAUUUAUAAGAAAGUCACCUCUGGCAUAAAACCUGCUUCUCUCGGCAAGGUGAGUGACCCCCAAAUUAAGGAAUUCAUUGAGAAAUGCCUUGCUCCAGCGUCAGAGAGAUUGUCAGCAACAGCACUUCUAAAAGACUCGUUCCUCCAAUCUGAAAAUCCCAAGGAACCAAUACUCACUCCUUUGCAGUUCCAUAACCAGAGCCCCAAAUCUGGGCCGUUGUCCAUGGAGAUAGAUUCUGACUAUAAGCAACUUUCUUCAAGCACGUGUACAGGAAGCAACAUCGAAAGUCCGAAUUGGCCAGUCUCAGAGUAUCAAAGUCCAUUUCUAGAAUAUCAGAGGAUGCAUAAAAAUAAUAAGUUUAGAUUGCGGGGGAAGAAAAAUGAUGAGAACUCAAUAUCAUUGACCCUGCGCAUCGCUGAUUCACAUGGUCGAGUGAGAAAUAUACAUUUUCUGUUUUACCUUGAUACUGAUACUGCACUAUCAGUAGCCAGUGAAAUGGUUGAACAACUUGAAUUAGCGGAUCAUGACGUGGAUUUCAUUGCUGAGUUUAUUGAUUAUCUCAUUAUGAAACUUCUACCCAGUUGGAAACCAUCAUCUGAUUAUUCCUCGAGUGGAGCAAUAAGUCUCUAUGAUACAUCCCCGAGAGUUGAGAAUCACAAUGCAGCAAUGGGGUACCCAUGGGAUUCAUUGCUUAACGACGUUUCAUCUGAUUUCAUGAUUGAGCAAGAUGUUCCUGACAUGAAUACAAACCCUGAAGAAGGUUGCUUACAAGUCCAUACGGAAGGCAUGUCUGGUAACGCUGAUAGUGAUGUUUCUCAUGGAGACUAUCAUUCUUCUCCAAGCUUGGCCAAUUUGGAAGAUCUAGAAUCUCAAGCUUCAAUUGAUUCAGAAAUACUGAUUGAAGAUACUCCACUAAAAGUUGAGAGCGCAUCUGAAGCUGCUGAUCAAAACAUGGGUGGAUGCUCUAAAGCCUUAAGUGAAUAUGCCUCUGAACUAGAACUAAGUGAUGCACAUGAUGAAGGCAAAGCACAAAUAAAUGGUGGCAUUGGCGAUGAAUGCAUCCCAAUGAAUGACAUUGGAGAGAGUUCAGAGUUGUCAUUUCCCAAUUUACUUGAAGCAUCUAAUAUUAUGAGCUUAGGAAGCAGCAGUAACUCUUCUGUGUCGUUAAGUGAGAGAGAUCUUGAUGCAGAGCUAAAGCUGGAACUUGAGGCAGUUGAGCAACAAUAUCAACAAUGGUUUCAAGAGCUUUCUAGGAUGAGAGAGGAGGCACUGGAAUCAACCAAAAAGAGAUGGUGGGCAAAAAAAAAGCUUGCGGUUCAUUGACUCAGGAACUUCAACAAUUUUUUUAGUUUAUUCACUUGCUUUUUAUGUUGUCCGUUCUCUUUCUUUAAGGGCUGUAAAAAUAUGGAGUGAAACCUCCUGUAAAUUUUAUGGAUGCGACUCUUUUUUUGUGGAAGUCGCAAUCCACUUGGGUAUAUGUUGCUGUGCUUUCGGAGAAAAUUUCCUGUUGUUCGUCUGAGAGUGCACUUUGUAUAGAAUUUUCUAGAUUUGUUUAUCUAUAUAUUAUUUUUUGCUACUUA